This is a messenger RNA of Eutrema salsugineum, 1058 nucleotides long. Its product is annotated as B-box zinc finger protein 18. Gene Ontology annotation, molecular function: zinc ion binding. The record is from RefSeq and is a predicted model, not a curated record. The transcript is spliced from 5 exons. Bases 199 to 843 code for a protein of 214 amino acids. Gene Ontology annotation, biological process: regulation of DNA-templated transcription; photomorphogenesis. Gene Ontology annotation, cellular component: nucleus. NCBI's taxonomy places the organism in Eukaryota, Viridiplantae, Streptophyta, Magnoliopsida, Brassicales, Brassicaceae.
GCUUCCCUCCAUUGCCCUAAAAAAGGAAGCUGCUUCAUCGUAUCCUUAACCCAAUAUCUACAGCUUCCUUUAAUCAAUCAAAUUUCUUUUCCGUCAACAAUCGGAAUCUGGGUUUGACAGAAGAUGCAAACUUUGCAAGUGGGUUUAAUCGUCCAAAGAUAACGAGAAUCGUGAGUUUAUAUAUAUUUUUAAAAAAUCAUGCGAAUUUUGUGCGAUGCCUGUGAGAACGCCGCCGCAAUCGUCUUCUGCGCCGCCGACGAAGCUGCCCUCUGUUGCUCAUGCGACGAAAAAGUUCAUAUGUGCAACAAGCUGGCUAGUCGACAUGUACGUGUAGGCUUGGCUGAUCCAAGCAAUGCCCCAAGCUGUGACAUUUGCGAAAAUGCACCAGCCUUCUUUUACUGUGAGACAGACGGUAGUUCCCUUUGUCUACAAUGUGACAUGGUUGUACAUGUUGGCGGCAAGAGAACGCACAAGCGGUUUCUAUUGCUGAGACAGAGGAUUGAGUUUCCAGGCGAUAAGCCUAAUCACGCCGAUGAACUGGGAUUACGGUGCAAGGAGGCAAACCGUCAAAAGGUUUCAUCCGGUCGCGGUCAAGAAUUAAAUGGGAAUGGUGAUCACAAUAUGAUCGAUCUUAACUCCAACCCUCAAAGAGUACACGAGCCUGGAUCAAACCACCAAGAGCAGGGUUUCGAUGUAAAUAGUGUAAACAAUCAUGAUCCUGCUGGUGUGGUACCCGUUGGACGGUUAAAAGAGAGUCAGAAAGGUGAUCACAGAUACACAAGAUCAAGUAGGAACCUUGUAAGCACGCAAGAACAAGGAAAUAUCUUGUGCGUUCUCUUUUAGUUUUGAAGAAUUUAGCUUAAAGGGCUCAGAGGAAACGUUAAGAUAAGUUAAGAUCUGAAACAAAAUGUCUUUUUCUUUAUCUCUUCUCUUUUUUCUUUCUUUUGUGAAUUGAUCAUUUAGAUAUAAAAAAACCUUGGAAGAGAUUGUGUAUAAACGAUUCUUCAUAAGUUAUAUCUUAAUUCUUGAUAGAACUAUGCCUAAUAGAUCUCUCUGCC